GCCGACGCUGCAGCACCUGCCGAGUACACCGCCAACCCCAGCAUCGGCGGCGGCGGCUCGGAUUUCGUCGAGUCAGCCCACUUCCGCGUCCUCGGUGCAUCCACCUCGACCAAAGCAAACAAAUCGCUCCAGCACCUCGAAGCAGCACACGCCUGCUUCGUCGAAACCCUCGGAUGGCGCACGUCUGGCCUGUCCUUCAACACGGGCGGCAUCGGCAAGGAAGUCGGCCCUUGGUACAAGCUGAACGUCUACUCCAAACAGAGCUCUGACAUGCCCGGCGCUGCAGGCGUCCAGGGCACCGACAUGGCUGCUGGUCUUGCGUAUCUUGACAUUGUCGAUGAGUAUCUCGAUGUGCCUGCCGUCGUCGUGCAUGAGUACGGGCACUCGAUGCAUCUGAGCGAGAAGAACUGGAUUAGUCAAGUCAACACCGGCGCUUGGUGGGAGCCAAUCGCAAACUUCAUCGCAGACACGUACGUCUCCACGCCUGUCUGCAACGCAGCGCGUGCCGCCCACGGCCUGGACGGCACCGAGGGCGACAGCAUGAUCGCGCUGCAGAAAGUAAUUGGCGACUCGCACCAAGUGCUCGUCGACGGCACCCCGGGCGGGUCCGCCAACUACUACGAGUCCUGGCCGUUCCUCGCAUACCUGACCAACAACCCCGACGGCUACGAGGGGCUGGGCAACGACACGCUGCUGCGCAUGAUCAGGGAGUACAAACUCGAGUCCAACGAGACGCCGCUGCACACUCUGCAGCGCCUGCUCACCGAGGCCCCGGGCAACGUCACCGUCCAGAGGGCCGUCGGCCGCUACUGGGCGCACAUGGCCUUUGUCGACAUCGGACACGCAAAGGCCCACGAGGCGUUUGUCGCGCAGCGCGCCGGCCUAAAGUAUGAAUCCCUCGACGGCGCCGACGGCGCGUACACAGUCAAGGCUGCCAAAGCGCCGAGGUACAUGGGCGCCAACAUCAUCCCGCUCACGCCCACCGGCAACACGGUCAGUGUGGCGAUAACCUCUGCAGACGCAGGCUACACGGCGACGCUGGUCGUGUCCAACGCCUCGGGCGUCACGUACACGGAUGUCGUUGCUGGCAAGGGGAGCGUCGCUGUCGCUGCUGCUGAUGAGGUGGCGCUUGUUGUGGCCAGGACGCCCGAGGUGGUCAUGUACGAUGCGUUUAAGAUUAGCGCUGAGCUGAAUGCGGGACUGCAGUAUAGUGUGCAGGUGACGGGC
This is a messenger RNA of Didymella exigua CBS 183.55, 1227 nucleotides long. RefSeq lists its product as uncharacterized. The record is from RefSeq and is a predicted model, not a curated record. The transcript has a single exon. Lineage: Eukaryota; Fungi; Ascomycota; Dothideomycetes; Pleosporales; Didymellaceae. The annotation marks the transcript as partial.